AUGGUGAUGAUGGUGAUGAUAAUGGUGGUGUUGGUGAUGAUCGUGGUGAUGGUGUUGAUUAUGGUGAUGGUGAUGAUGACUGAUGAUGAUGGCAGUGAUCAUGAUGAUGGUCUUCUUGUCGAGUGCACUCCAUGGAAGCCACUCACCUUCCGUUUGGACUCCUGUUUGCUCUCGGGUUUGCAGAGUGUGCUGACCUGCGUGUUUUCCCCGACAGAUGGCUGCGACCAGCCGCUGGCGUCCGCGCUGCCGGCCUCCUCCUUCAGCGGUUCCUCUGAGCUGUCCAGCAGCCACAGCCCCGGGUUUGCGAGACUGAACCGCAGAGAUGGAGCUGGCGGCUGGACACCCCGUGUGUCAAACAGAAGCCAGUGGCUGCAGAUCGACCUUGGGGACAGGGUGGCGGUCACCGCAGUGGCCACACAGGGCGGGUACGGGAGCUCCGCCUGGGUCACCAGCUACCUCCUGAUGUUCAGUGACAGCGGCAGGAACUGGAAGCUGUACCGGCGCGAGGAGAGCAUUGCGGGCUUCCCAGGGAACACCAACGCGGACAGCGUGGUGCGCCACCGGCUGCGGCCGCCCGUGGAGGCCAGGCACCUGCGCUUCCUGCCCUCCGCCUGGAACCCCAACGGCCGCAUUGGGAUGCGCGUGGAGGUGUACGGAUGCCGGUUCCGAUCAGACGUGAUGGACUUUGAUGGAAAAAGUUCUCUGCUUUACAGAUUUGUCCAAAGUACCAGGAAUCCAAUGAAAGACAUCAUUUCUUUGAAAUUUAAAACAAGGCAGAGUGAUGGGCUUCUGUUGCACAGACGGGGCAGAAAUGGAGUCUCCUUCACCCUGGAAUUAGUGAAAGGGAGGCUCCUUCUGAUCAUCAAUUCAGGCACUGCUUCACCCUCGCCAUCUGGCCCUGGGAGCGUGGUGCUGGGCAGUCUGUUGGAUGACCAGCACUGGCACUCGGUGCUCCUUGAGCAUGCCCGCCAGCACAUGACCCUCUCCGUGGACCGGCACUCCAGGCAGUUCCAGGCACAGGGACAGCUGAGUCACGCAGACCUGGAUUCUGAGAUCAGCUUCGGUGGGAUUUUAGCACCUGGAAAAUCUGUGACAUUUCAAAGAAAACACUUUGACGGAUGUUUAGAAAAUAUUAAUUUUAAUGGAGAGGAUAUCAUUGAUUUGGCCAAGAAGCACAGACCCCAGAUUCUCAUCAGGGGCAACGCCUCCUUCUCCUGCUCUCAGCCACAGUCCGUGCCGGUCACGUUUCCGAGCGCUGGGAGCCGCUUGGUGCUGCCAGGCACCCCGGCACAGGAUGGGGUCUCCAUCAGCUUCCAAUUCCGGACAUGGAACGAGGCAGGGCUCCUGCUGUCCCUCCGGCCCUCUCAUGGCUCCACGGCCUUUGUCCUCACACUCAGGGAUGGAGCCCUCAGACUGGGCCUGUCCCCGUCUCCAGGACACAAGAGGAGUGACGUCAUGGCAGGUGCGGGACUGAAUGACGGGCAGUGGCAUUCGGUCUCCCUCACAGCCCGGAGGAACCAGCUGAGUGUGGUGGUGGACCAGGUUGGGGUUUCGGCGAUUCACACAGUGUUGCCUCUAGAGACCCACACAGAUGGUUCCUAUCACUUUGGAGGGUGCCUUCCUUCCGGCUCCGGGUCCGAGUGUGAGGCCUCGCUGGCCGGAUUCCAGGGCUGUCUGAGGCUCAUCUCCAUUAACGCCCAGGAGGUGGACCUGAUCUCCGUGCAGCGGGGGGCGCUGGGGAACUUCAGCAGCCUGGACAUCGACUCCUGCGGCAUCCGAGACAGGUGUUUGCCCAACCGCUGUGAGCAUGGCAGCAGAUGCUCCCAGACCUGGACGGCCUUCCACUGCAACUGCUCCGGCACGGGCUACACGGGCGCCACAUGCCGCCAGCCCCUCUACGAGCAGUCCUGCGAGGCCUACAAGCACAGGGGCGAGUCCUUGGGGAGAUACUACGUGGACCCGGAUGGCAGUGGACCCCUGCAGCCCUUCGCCGUGUUCUGCAACAUGACAGAGGACGUCCCGUGGACCGUCGUGCAGCACAACAGCUCAGCCCUCACCAGGGUCAAGGGCGCAGACCAGAACAACCCCCACUGGGCAGUGUUCCAGUACGAGGCCAGCCUGGAGCAGCUGCGGGCCGUCAUCGCCCGUGCCAGGCACUGCCAGCAGAUGCUGGAGUUCCAUUGCAGGAGGUCUCGGCUCCGGGACCCACAAGAUGGAACGCCUCUGAGUUGGUGGGUUGGAAGCACCCAUGGGACACGCACUUACUGGGCGGGCUCCAUGCCUGAGGCCCAGACGUGUGCUUGUGGACUAGCGGGGAACUGCGUUGACUCCCAGCAUCGCUGCAACUGCGACGCAGACCAGGACGAAUGGACCAACGAUACAGGUGUGCUGUCCUACAAGGAGCACCUGCCCGUGACACGCAUCGUGGUGGCCGAUGCAGCCCGCCCAAGCUCUGCUGCAGCCUACAGACUGGGGCCUCUGCUGUGCCAGGGGGACCAAUCCUUCUGGAACUCGGCUUCCUUCCACACAGAAACCUCAUACCUUCACUUCCCCACUCUACACGCAGAGCUCAGCGCCGACGUGUCCUUCUUUUUCAAGACGAGAGCUUCAUCUGGGGUGUUCUUAGAGAACCUGGGGAUCACAGACUUCAUCAGCCUGGAGCUACGCUCCCCAAGAGAAGUGGCCUUUUCCUUUGAUGUCGGGAAUGGGCCCUGUGAAGUCACAGUGCAGGCGCCUGGCCCCCUCAAUGACAACCGGUGGCACCUGAUCCGGGCCGAGAGGAACAUCAAGGAGGCCUGGCUGCAGGUGGACCUGCUACCACCCAGGACACACAUGGCCCCCGAGGACGGGCACAUGCGCCUGCAGCUCAACAGCCAGCUCUUUGUGGAACAGGAAGUGAACCCGUUAGGGGCCCGGUUCAGCCUCAGCCAGGCCGGUGUCAGAUCAAGCUGUGGAGAGGUGUGUGGUGGCCUCAGUCCUCCGCCCCUGCCUUCUGCCCUCUGCCACUCGGAGGCUCCUCUGGGCUGCCCCAAAGAGCCACCCUGUCCGGAGACUUUGGAUGUGGCCGGUGGCCAGGAAGGUGGCAGGGAGGCCCUUGUCAGAGAACACACAGCAGCAGGGGCCCAGGAGGGUCCAGACCCUGUGGUGAAGGUGGUGCUCGCUGCAGUGGUGAGUGGGUGA
Messenger RNA from Enhydra lutris kenyoni (northern sea otter), 3180 nucleotides. Its product is annotated as contactin-associated protein-like 4. The transcript has 20 exons. The record is from RefSeq and is a predicted model, not a curated record. The coding region runs from base 1 to 3180 and encodes 1059 amino acids. Lineage: Eukaryota; Metazoa; Chordata; Mammalia; Carnivora; Mustelidae.